Molecule: messenger RNA, 642 nt
Organism: Musca vetustissima
Lineage: Eukaryota; Metazoa; Arthropoda; Insecta; Diptera; Muscidae
Gene: PHDP
Product: paired mesoderm homeobox protein 2B
Exons: 3
Coding region: 1-642 (213 amino acids)
Biological process (GO): regulation of transcription by RNA polymerase II
Molecular function (GO): RNA polymerase II transcription regulatory region sequence-specific DNA binding; DNA-binding transcription factor activity, RNA polymerase II-specific
Source: RefSeq, a predicted model, not a curated record
AUGGAAUACACCUCCCUGAAGAAUUUCGUGCUAACGGAAAAUCUCAAAGAUUCCGCCAAGACAUCAUUCUAUCAUCAUUCUCAUCAUCAUCACCAUCCACAUCAUAGCAAUGUUAUCGGUCGCGAUAUCCUCUCCAGUUACGAUUUCGUUAUGGAUCAUUUUAAAAAUUGCCACGGUCAUGCCGCGAAUACCGCCGCCGCCGCUGCUGCUGCCGCUGCAGCCAUUAGUAUACCGCCCGUGAUAUAUGAAAAUCAAGAUGAAUCGGAUAUUUAUUUCAAUUAUAAUCCAGCGACAUUGAAUUCCACCUCGUCGUCGCCGCCUUCACCGCCGUCAUCAUCUUCCGCCGCCGCCAUUGUUAACAGUAUAAAUAAUCAAUUUUCAGAUUUAAAAGCCGAUGCCUAUCAAAGUGAUCGACAAAAACAGCGGCGGAUGCGUACCACAUUUAGUUCAGCCCAAAUCAAAGAGCUGGAGAAAAUAUUUCAAGAGACACACUAUCCCGACAUCUAUACCCGUGAAGAAAUUGCAACGAAAAUUGAUUUGACCGAGGCUAGGGUGCAGGUUUGGUUCCAAAAUCGUCGUGCCAAAUUUCGAAAACAAGAAAGACAUUCAAUACAUAUCAAUCGUACAACGUCUUCGUAUUGA